This is a messenger RNA of Nycticebus coucang (slow loris), 451 nucleotides long. Its product is annotated as DNA-directed RNA polymerases I, II, and III subunit RPABC4-like. NCBI's taxonomy places the organism in Eukaryota, Metazoa, Chordata, Mammalia, Primates, Lorisidae. The transcript has a single exon. The coding region runs from base 164 to 361 and encodes 65 amino acids. Gene Ontology annotation, molecular function: DNA-directed RNA polymerase activity; zinc ion binding; DNA binding. The record is from RefSeq and is a predicted model, not a curated record. Gene Ontology annotation, cellular component: RNA polymerase III complex; RNA polymerase I complex; RNA polymerase II, core complex. Gene Ontology annotation, biological process: DNA-templated transcription.
CAACCUCCAACUCCUGGGCUUAAGCGAUUCUCUUGCCUCAGCCUCCCGAGUAGCUGGGACUACAGGCGCCCGCCACAACGCCCGGCUACACAUACUCUUUUUAUUUUAAAAAGUAAUAAUAGUUUUGGAGUGGGAAGGUUCGUGGUGCUGCGUAGGAACUACAAUGGACACCCAAAAGGACGUUCAACCCCCAAACCAUCAGCCAGUGAUACAUAUCUGUGGAGAAUGUCACACAGAAAAUGAAAUAAAAUCCAGGGAUCCAAUCAGAUGCAGAGAAUGUGGAUACAGAAUAAUGUCCAAGGAAAGGACUAAACGAUUGGUGAUUUUUUUGAGACAGAGUCUCUCUCUGUCGUCUCGGUAGAGGGCUGUGGUGUCACAGCUCACAGCAACCUCCAACUCUUGGGCUUAAGUGAUUCUCCCCAGUCUCCCAAGUAGCUGGGACUAUAGGCAC